This is a messenger RNA of Cynoglossus semilaevis (tongue sole), 3508 nucleotides long. Its product is annotated as brain-specific angiogenesis inhibitor 1-associated protein 2. Lineage: Eukaryota; Metazoa; Chordata; Actinopteri; Pleuronectiformes; Cynoglossidae. Gene Ontology annotation, cellular component: cytosol; nucleoplasm. Gene Ontology annotation, biological process: plasma membrane organization; positive regulation of actin filament polymerization; actin filament bundle assembly. The record is from RefSeq and is a predicted model, not a curated record. The coding region runs from base 465 to 2384 and encodes 639 amino acids. Gene Ontology annotation, molecular function: protein binding; cytoskeletal adaptor activity. The transcript is spliced from 15 exons.
CGAUGGUCGUCGUCUUAAAUCACCGCUCCGUUCCACGGACUUCUCUGUGGGGAUGUGGAGACCUGAAUAACGCUCUACUUUUAAAAAUAUAUCGUUUAUGAUAAAAAUAUCAGACACAGCGAUGUUGUGUCUAAAUUUGAAAAGUGUGAAUGAAAGCGUGUCACUGUGCGUGUGCGUGGUUGAAUGAUUGGAGCGGAGGAGGCGGCGUGGGAAGCGCGUGGCGCAACGGAGGUGGCGCGGACCUGGAAAACACCGCUGCGUUCAAGGACCCUCUGCUGUGGGAAAGUACAGUUUCAACGAAGGCUUUUCAGUGAUGUGAUGGUGAUAAUUAUGAUUGGUCGACAGUUUGUCUGAUGGAAUGGUGGUAAUGACAACAAUGUUAAUGAGAACGACUGCUGCUGCUAAUGAUGCUAACAAUGAUUUCAAUAAGGAUGAUGAUGAUGACGUUUAUUGAUUGAUUGAUUAUGACGCUAAUGCUGACUUUGGUAAUAAUAAUCAUAAUCAUCAUAAUGACGUUAAAGACAAAUCUGAUGCAAAAGUAUUUUUUUCCCACCGGCCCUGAAGCUAACACGGCUCCUCCUCUGUCCUCAGCCGCAGCGUCGGCGACUUCGCGCGUGCAUGUGAAUGCGCACGCACGCGAACGCGCGUCUGUGGGCGCAGGCGCGCAGGACUGUGGUAUAAAGCCAGAGAAGUGGCGGAAUCUCGCGCUUGUUCCUGUCAGUCACGCACCGACUCAGAGCCUGACCUGCGGUUUCCCCCGUCAGUCUGAGGAAUCACGCCAGGUCUGCACAGCGGAAUUUCGGUUUAUGGUUGUGACAGACCCCGGAGCAAACAUGUCCCGGACCGACGAGGUGCACCGGAUCACCGAGAAUGUCUACAAGUCCAUCAUGGAACAGUUCAAUCCAUGUCUGAAGAACUUCAUCGCCAUGGGGAAGAGCUACGAGAAGGCCCUGACCAGUGUCACACACGCUGCCAAGGGCUACUUCGAUGCUCUGGUGCGGAUGGGCGAGAUGGCCAGCGAAAGUCACGGCUCUAAGGAUCUUGAAGAGGCAGCGUGGGACGUCCUCUUCCAGAUGGCUGAAGUUCACAGACAGAUCCAGAUCCAGCUGGAGGAGAUGCUGAAGUCCUUUCACUAUGAGCUGCUCACAGAGCUGGAGAAGAAGGUGGAGCUGGACGCCCGCUACCUCAACGCAGCGUUAAAGAAGUACCAGAUGGAGCACAAGGGCAAAGGAGAGAGUCUGGAGAAAUGUCAGGCGGAGCUGAAGAAACUGAGGCGUAAAAGUCAAGGCAGCAAACAGCCGACCAAGUACGGAGACAAGGAGACGCAGUACAUGGAGGCCAUCAGUAACAAACAGAGCGACAUGGACGUCUUCGUGACCGACGGCUACAGGAACGCAGUAGCCGAGGAGAGGAGGAGGUUCUGUUUCCUGGUGGAUCGUCAGUGCAACGCUGCCAAGAACAGCAGCAGCUUCCACAGCAAGAGCAAAGAGCUUCUAUCUCAGAAGAUUCCAGUUUGGCAGCAGGCCAGUUCUGAUCCCAACAAAAUUCCAGAACGGGCCAUGUUCUUAAACCAGCAGAUGAUCGGACCAGCAGGACCAGAGUCUAAAGCUCUGCCAGAGGGGGCAGUAGUGUUCAGAGGCAGCCCCGGAAUGCCUCAGCAGAGGCUGAUGGGAGUUGUGGAUGGAGGGCUGAUGAAUGGAGUGGGUGGAGCUAAUGUGGCAGGAGGAGGCGACUACCAACAGUGGAUGGAGGAAAAGGAGGUGCAGGGCAAAGUUUCACCACAGACCCAGAGGCACGGAGGAGAAGUUUUCUCCAACACACUUCCUGUACGCAAGGCUGCACCUGCCAAGAGCAAGACCACACUGACGGAGACUCGGACGUUGCCUCGCUCCAGCUCCAUGGCUGCAGGACUGGAGAAGAACGGCAGAACCAGAGUCCAGGCCAUAUUCUCCCAUGCAGCUGGAGACAACAGCACCCUGCUGAGCUUCUCUGAGGGGGACACCAUCACGCUGCUGGUCCCCGAGGCCAGGGACGGGUGGCACUAUGGAGAGAACGAGAAGACCAGGAUGCGUGGCUGGUUUCCCUUCUCCUACACGAGGAUGAUUUCUGAAGGAGAAUCCAUGAAGCAUCUUCCUGUUCACAACCUCCGCCACGGGAAGAGCAUCAGCACUGGGAACCUGGUGGAGAGAGAAAAUAUUGCAUUUCCUGUUCCUGAUUACACCGUACACUCCCACAUGGGGGCGCCGCACGGCAGACAACAACAGCAACAACGGCCCUACAGCGUGGCAGUGCCAGGUUUCCCACAGGUUGGGCAGGGAGUUGAAGAGUAUGAGUCUCGCUUCUCUACAAGUUCCACAGAUGGAAAACUCAUUUCCACAGUGUGAAGACACACACCGUGCUCUUCUCUUUAAUCCUGCUGCGUUCGUUGUCGCAGAACAACACGAAGACGACUGGAGCCACGAGGAGCCUGGAUGUUUGGCUGCUCUUUGUCGUGCAUGAACUGAACGAUUCCUUCAGUAAUCACCAGGAUCAUGACGUGAGGCAUUUAGUAAAACCACAAAUGUUAUCUUUGGUGAUCCAAAACACGAUUUUAAUGCUGUAAAAAGAACAACUCUAAUUUUAAUCUUCUCUUGCGUCGUUGCUGUUCUCUCCUGCUCCUCUGACGUUAGAGGAACUGUACCACGAGACGAGAACGGCCAAUCAUAAAACAGGCCGAAAUAUUAACGAUGAGAAUGUUUACUCUACAAACACCUGAGUGUGCAGCCUCACUCACUCUGAGAUUUUAUCCAUCAACCCAUUUUAUUAUUGUUGUUCAUGUGUUCAUAGGAGCAGGUCUUCAAAACUGCCACCUGUCUCCCAGGACCACCAGUCUGACCAACAUUAACUACAGCAGCACAGACCCUCACGCUUUACAAUUUGCUGACAGUAUCAGUCAAAGAUGCACAGUACAAUGAAGUACAGUAGUACUACAUAGUACUUAAUUCUAAUUCUGGAAAGACACUCACAAGCAGCCACAAAAUACAUGUUCCCACACUCACCACAGGAGGGAGCUAUAUUGAGACUAGUGGUACAGGUACUACAGUUUGAGGAGAGUAAGAACAAGAUUUUCCAAAGUAGUAUUUAGAACUAUAUUAGCACAGUGGAAACAUUGCACUUCAGAAUUAAAUUUAAAAUAAAGUUGAACUCCUCACAUUCAACAGCAAAAUCAACCCUACGGCUCAAGCACUGUAAGUAUUUAAAUUCAGGUCUUUUUUUUUUUCUUUUUUUAACCAAAUCCUGUAAAUAGUAUCCUGUAUGAUAAACAACACUGUAACAUAAUGUGUAAAGUAUUAAUGGAAGUAUUAUAUGAACAACAGGCUUUUGUUUUAAAUAGUUUUACUGUGAGGAGACAAAAUGAAUACGUUGAUGUGCAUGAUAAGAAGAAAGUAUAAACAUGUACGUGUUAAGUCAUGAACUCUCAAAAUGUAUGUUAGCUUUAAAAAACAUUAAAAGUACAAAAUAAACCCAC